AUGGAUGUAACAGCGUGGGAACUCGAACAAAUAAUCGGUUCGGCUUCAAGUGAAAAGGUCAAAUAUGGAAAGCGGAAAGCCGAAUACAGUCCUUUAGAGGAAAAGAGCAAACGUUUAAAAGCUGAAAACUCGGUUUCAAACCAUGAAAAAGUUGUCGAAACUCCAGUUACAAAGUCUGCUAUUGAAGAGCGCAAGCCUGCAACAAAUGAUUUAAUAAAUCCUGUCACUUAUAAAGAAAUACAAGGCAUUUUAGAACAUCGUAAUAAAUGCACAUUGAAAAUCCACGGACUCCCUGCCAAGACAACCAUAAAUGAAUUGGAAAAACUGGCUCCAGAAGCAAAAGCCUAUCGUUUACCAUGGAUAACUCGUCUUUACCGAUGCCAUGGAUUCGCCUUCCUGGAGUUCGAAUCAGAGGAACAAGCCUUGAUGCAUAAAGAAAAGCUCCACCAAAAACCUUAUGGUAACAAAACUUUAUUCGCCAGUGUUGGGAAGUUCAUCUCAGAAUGUAUUGAUGACUAUGAUUGCAAAAUGCUUGUCCUUUAUGGAGUAAAUUACAAUGUUAAGAAAGGUGAAAUAGCAAGAAAAUUUCCUUCUUCCACUAAUAUAUCACUCGAUAAAACUAGUCACUUAAAUGCUAGACAUAAACCUGGCGUCGCUUACUUGACUUUUGCAUCAGAAGAAGAUGCUGUGAAUGCCAUUAAAUGUAGGCAAGGUUGCUUAUUGAGAGGUCGAAAAGUAUCCGUUCUUUUCCACACAAAACAACAAGAAAAAAGUAAGAAUUGUCUUUUAGUUCGUGGCUUAAGUAAAAAGGUGAAUAAAGACGAUCUUCUGGCUGUAUUUCCUCAAGCAUCAACGGUUCAUAUUAAUCACUUUCGCGGUGAAGCUCGAAUUAUGUAUGAUUUAGAGGAGGAUUGUCUUUUGGACCAAAAACAAGCAAAAGAUGUGUCGAUCGGUGGUCGGAAAAUCCAGGUUUUUUCGAUUUCUGUUAAGAAAAAGGAUACAUCCCAUUCAUUACCUAAAACUGGACAGUCUGGAAUUUCUAACGCAGAUAAGGAUGUGCCAUCAAGUAUAGUAAUAGAUAGAUCUACUCUGCCUUUAUGUGAAGAAACCAUUUUUAAGUUAUUUCCAAAAGCAAUUGACUUCUGCAUACCCUCACAGUCAGUUUCUCAAAAUAGUGUGGCGUGUGUUAAAUUCGCCACUUUAUCACAAGCUAAAAGAGCGAUCAAAUCAUUAGAUGGCAAAUCAAUGCGAGCUAGAAUAGCCAAUCCGAAAAGAAUGAGACUUCUUGGCAUUUCUAAAACGUUUACUACAGAGAAAAAGGAUGGAACUAAUAUACCUCUUUUUCCUACUAAGGUCGAGCAUAAUAAAACUAGUCAGGAAGUCAAACGAAACAAGAAACACCACAGAUCUAAAGCUCGAUUUCCGAGUAAACAUGUAAAUUUCUAA
Schistosoma bovis is the source of this 1446-nucleotide messenger RNA. Lineage: Eukaryota; Metazoa; Platyhelminthes; Trematoda; Strigeidida; Schistosomatidae. The record is from the annotation of a GenBank genome assembly.